Phytophthora nicotianae INRA-310 is the source of this 2107-nucleotide messenger RNA. RefSeq lists its product as hypothetical. The transcript has a single exon. The record is from RefSeq and is a predicted model, not a curated record. Lineage: Eukaryota; Oomycota; Peronosporomycetes; Peronosporales; Peronosporaceae. Gene Ontology annotation, molecular function: metal ion binding. The coding region runs from base 1 to 1998 and encodes 665 amino acids.
AUGAGUGCAGCUCAGGAUGGAUGGACAACGUCUCCGACUGCCACGAACUGGGGAGUGAGCAGCAGCGCCAAGUUGGUCUCGAAGCCAUCGCGAAAGACUGUGAACCAAAGCACCACCAACUUCGAGCAAACUCUUCGGCCGUUUGACCAGACCAUCAGUCCCUUUGAACAGACCAUGCAACCGCUCGAACGGACCAAAAGACCGUCACAACAGCCUCCACAGCCGUCGCAACAGACCCAGCAUUCACGACCUGUACAGCAAGAUGCACGACCGUCGCAGCGGAGGGGGACACGCCAACGACAGGAGCCCCGAAGUCAACGGCAAGUUCGCGAGCCCCCACGUUCGACCCAGCAGGAGUCGGAGGCACGUCGUCGGCAUUCACAGCAAUCACUGCAAAACCCUGAUCGGCAUGUGACGUUCGGGCGCUCCAUAGGACCCCAGUCGGCUCCGAAUCACCGUCAAGACGCUCGACAGCCCCGGCGACACUCCGAACAACCCUCAGAAAGUCGUGUUCGAAGUGUCGAGCAGCCUCUGCGUCCGUCAGGACCGGUAACCAAUGAUUCCGGUGGUACUGAGGCAGCUCAGCGUCGUCGACAGGUUCCUGAUGAUCGGGAGCGCUCUAUGUAUCAAGCUAAACCCGUACCGAACCACCGAUCUAGCGGCGGUUCUCCUGUGCAGCCUCCGCGACCGUCGCAGAAGAUUUCGAUGGGAUUCCCGCGUCUUGACCGCCGUAGCGACAAAUCUGCCAGCAGUGGGAGUACCAGCAGUACCGAGAUGUACAUUGAACUGUCCCCUUCCCGUCGGCGAGAGAUUAUCUCCCGCGUGAACGAAUCCGUACAGAACGUCAUGGCUUCGAUGCUGUCGGACAGCUCGAACAGCGUGCAGUGGAAGCCCAAGCUCCGCAAGAAGGACAUUUCGUACUUUAUGGACGAGACCAGCGUCAAGCCUGGACAGACACGCUUCUGCUGCGUGACCCACACGCACGCGACGGUAGACGACAUCAUGAAGUUGUUCGUGGUACCCGACGCCGACUCUGUGGUACGGAACAACCGGGUGCUGUCCGACAGUCUACUGGAAGCUCGAGUCCUAUCUGUUCUGCGUCGACCGACUAAGGAGCGACCUAUGAACUCCAUGUACGUUCGAUACUCGAGCUACCAGGCUCCUGGCCUAAUGGUGAACCGAGAGGUUUGUCUUGCUGUGGCGACGGAUAUUAUCCACCAACCGGACGGGUCAACUAUCGGCUACUGUCUGUGGGAUUCUAUCGAUGACCCCGAGUUCGCUGAAGUGAGCAAGAAAUCGGACCUAGAGCCAUGCAUUAUGUUCCGAUCGGGUUUCUUCUUACGUCGCUCAGGCCGACGAUCGUCGUCUACAGGUAGCAAUGACCAGAGCUACACCAAGAUCGUGUAUAUGGUUGGGAUAGAACCUGGCGGCUGGGCUCCAGGCCUCACUGCUCGCCUGUUGAUGGAACGGUUUGGCGAUAACCUCGCGCGUCUGUGCUCGCACUUCCGACGCAAGAAUCUGGAUUCGCGGACGUUUGUGAUGAAGACCCAGUGGAUGUCCAAACUCUCUGCCAAGAGCUGCAAAGAGUGCAACAAGCCGUUCCAAGUCUUGUCGAAUCGAGUGAACUGUCACUCGUGCGGCCACGUGGUCUGCCGAUCCUGCGCCUCCAAAGAGCUGGUCGAGCUGCAUGCUGUGGGUCUUGUGCCUAUGCACAUCUGCUUCUUGUGUCUCGAUAAAGUUGGCCUUCCCGUUCCUUCGUCGUUGCAGAAAACCCGGUCAAACCAAAGGAGAAGACGAUUGCAGUCCGAUACGGCGACCAUUUCCCAGCUCACGACUCAAGCGCAAGCACAGCCGUUGUCUCAAUCGCCGCCUUAUCAACAGUCCAAGUCCGUCGUCGAGAGCGACUUGAUUGAAGAGGAAGACGACGACGACACGGACACUGGAGAGUGGGCCUUUACACCAUCGGGUGUACCCAUUCGACCUUAUCGUAUGAAAUGAGAAUACGUCGUAUUACAGUACUAGUUGUCUGUGCGUGAACCUGUAGAGAAGAGUAGAACACUCUAAAGCACUUUGAAUGAUAUCAAAUGUCGUGAACUCUAAAAAUACA